ACCAGACUCCCAGAAAUCAUGCUGGUGGGAUCUCAAUCCUUCUCGCCUGGAGGGCCCAAUGGCAUCAUCCGGAGCCAGUCCUUCGCGGGCUUUAGCGGCCUGCAGGAAAGGCGAUCCAGGUGUAACUCCUUCAUUGAAAAUGCCUCUGCUCUCAAGAAGCCUCAGGCCAAACUGAAGAAAAUGCACAAUUUAGGACACAAAAAUAACAACACUCCCAAAGAGCCUCAGCCAAAGAGAGUGGAGGAGGUCUAUAGAGCCUUGAAAAAUGGACUUGAUGAGUACCUGGAAUUUCACCAGACGGAGCUGGACAAGUUGACCGCUCAGUUAAAAGAUAUGAAAAGAAACUCUCGCCUGGGUGUGCUAUAUGACCUAGACAAGCAAAUUAAAACAAUUGAGAGGUACAUGCGACGCCUGGAGUUUCACAUUAGUAAGGUAGAUGAGCUUUAUGAAGCCUAUUGUAUCCAACGGCGUCUCCAAGAUGGUGCCAGCAAAAUGAAGCAAGCAUUUGCAGCGUCCCCUGCCAGCAAGGCUGCCCGGGAGAGUCUGUCAGAGAUCAACCGCAGCUAUAAGGAGUACACAGAGAACAUGUGCACCAUCGAAGCAGAGCUGGAGAGUCUGCUGGGAGAAUUCUCCAUCAAGAUGAAAGGUUUGGCUGGCUUUGCUCGCCUCUGUCCUGGAGAUCAAUAUGAAAUUUUCAUGAAGUAUGGCCGGCAGAGGUGGAAACUGAAGGGCAAAAUAGAAGUGAAUGGCAAACAGAGCUGGGAUGGAGAAGAAACGGUCUUCUUGCCCCUCAUAGUUGGGCUCAUUUCCAUCAAGGUCACCGAACUCAAAGGACUGGCAACUCACAUCCUGGUGGGCAGUGUGACGUGUGAGACCAAAGAGCUGUUUGCAGCCCGACCCCAGGUGCUGGCUGUUGACAUCAAUGACCUUGGUACAAUCAAACUGAACCUGGAAAUCACUUGGUAUCCCUUUGACGUGGAGGACACAACCCCAUCAUCGGGCCCUGGGAACAAGACAGCCGCUCUCCAGCGGAGGAUGUCCAUGUACAGCCAGGGCACCCCAGAAACUCCUACCUUCAAAGACCACUCCUUCUUUAGAUGGUUGCGGCUGUCUGUCUUGAGUGCCUUGCGAGACACUUUCUUUGCCACGUUGCACCAUAACCACUCUGUCGGUGACCUGCCUUCCCUCAGCCUGAACCCCAAGGCCCUGCUAGAAUUCUAUUCAAAUCUGCCAGAUGAUAUUUUUGAAAGUGGAAAGGCGACAGAGGAAAAAAGGCCACUGUCUCUCAGCUUUAGUGACCUGCAGGAUGGAGACUGCGUCUUCACCUCUAGUUCAGCCACCUCGCCCUCCAGCUCACACUCAGCCCACCCUGAAAUUACCAUCACCCCUGCUGAGCUCACCCAUGGCAGCCUGUCCUCACAGAAUGAGGGUACAGAGGACAGCAGCUCAGCAUCUUCCAGGAAUUCCCUGGGUGAGGACCAUGAGCCAAAGUCCCACACAAAGAGUGAUACGGUAGAGGCCCGGAAGCCCGGUGUGUCGGCAGGGUCCAGAGCAGAGAGCCUGUUCCUAGAGAACAGUGUUGCCGAGGCUCUCCUGCAGGAAUCAGAUGAGGCCUCUGAGCUCAAACCCGUGGAGCUGGACACGUUUGAAGGAAACAUCACCAAGCAACUAGUGAAGAGGCUCACCUCAGCCGAGGGGCCCAUAGUCACUGAGAAGCUUUUCUUUGAAGGCUCUGUUGGUAGCGAAUCUGAGGCUGGCCGCUCCUUUCUUGACGGCAGCCUAGAAGAUGCCUUCAAUGGACUCUUCCUGGCAUUAGACCCACACAAGGAGCAGUACAAAGAGUUCCAGGAUCUGAACCAAGAAGUCACGCACUUGGAUGAUGUCCUCAAAUGCAAGCCGGUAGGCAGCCGCAGCCGAUCCUCCAGCUUAAGUCUGACGGUUGAGAGUGCAUUAGAAAGCUUUGAUUUCCUCAACACCUCUGACUUUGAUGAAGAGGAGGAUGGGGAUGAGGCCUGCCACGGAGGAGGAGGAGCAGACUCCGUGUUUUCAGACACUGAGACAGAGAAAACUGGUUACAGGUCAGUUCACCCGGAAGCCAGGGGUCACCUUAGCGAAGCUCUGACUGAAGACACAGGCGUAGGGACCAGUGUGGCAGGAAGCCCGCUCCCACUGACAACAGGAAAUGAGAGCCUGGACAUCACCAUUGUCAAACAUCUACAGUACUGCACCCAGCUGAUUCAGCAAAUCGUCUUCUCUAGCAAAAUCCCCUUUGUGGCAAGAAGUCUCCUGGAGAAGCUAUCGAGGCAGGUGCUCGUGAUGGAGAAGCUGGCAGCAGUGAGCGACGAAAACCUUGGGAACAUCACCUCUGUGGUGGAAGCCAUACCAGAAUUCCACAAAAAGCUGUCCUUGCUGUCUUUCUGGACCAAGUGCUGCAGCCCAGUUGGGGUCUACCACAGCUCUGCUGACAGAGUGAUCAAACAGCUGGAGGCCAGCUUCGCCAGAACUAUCAACAAAGAAUUUCCAGGACUGGCAGAACCAGUGUUUAGAACCCUGGUGUCCCAAAUCCUGGACCGCUCUGAACCCCUGCUUCCCUCCAGCCUCUCCUCGGAAGUCAUCACCGUGUUCCAGUACUACAGCUUCUUUACCAGCCAUGGUGUGAGUGACCUGGAGACCUACCUAAGCCAGCUGGCCAGACAGGUUGCCAUGGUGCAGACCCUGCAGUCACUGAGAGAUGAGAAACUUCUGCAGACUAUGAGCGACUUCACACCCAGCAACCUCCCUGCCCAACAGGAAGUCCUCAGGACCCUGGCUCUGCUGCUCACCAGAGAUGACAAUGAGGUCAGCGAGGCUGUGACACUCUACUUGGCAGCAGCCUCCAAAAAUGAGCACUUCAGAGAAAAGGCCUUGCUCUAUUAUUGUGAAGCACUAACAAAGACCAAUCUCCAGCUACAGAAGGCAGCAUGCCUGGCCCUAAAGAGCCUGGAGGCCACCGAAAGCAUUAAAAUGCUAGUGACCCUGUGUCAGUCUGACACUGAAGAAAUCAGAAACGUGGCCUCAGAAACGCUCUUGUCUCUCGGAGAAGACGGACGGCUGGCAUAUGAACAGUUAGACAAAUUCCCUCGAGACUGUGUUAAAGUCGGAGGUCGUCAUGGAACCGAAGUUGCAACAGCCUUUUAA
This is a messenger RNA of Cricetulus griseus (Chinese hamster), 3177 nucleotides long. The record is from RefSeq and is a predicted model, not a curated record. NCBI's taxonomy places the organism in Eukaryota, Metazoa, Chordata, Mammalia, Rodentia, Cricetidae.